Schizosaccharomyces octosporus yFS286 is the source of this 5071-nucleotide messenger RNA. RefSeq names its product vacuolar calcium transporting P-type ATPase P2 type. Gene Ontology annotation, cellular component: intracellular membrane-bounded organelle; membrane. The transcript has a single exon. Gene Ontology annotation, biological process: calcium ion transmembrane transport; intracellular calcium ion homeostasis. Gene Ontology annotation, molecular function: ATP hydrolysis activity; P-type calcium transporter activity; ATP binding. The record is from RefSeq and is a predicted model, not a curated record. Lineage: Eukaryota; Fungi; Ascomycota; Schizosaccharomycetes; Schizosaccharomycetales; Schizosaccharomycetaceae. Bases 968 to 4855 code for a protein of 1295 amino acids.
GAACGACAUCUGUAUAUGCUAGUAUAAGAAGCCUCCGUUCAGCCACGAUCAUUCACCCAAUGCAUGUGUCGUGAAACCUGCCAACUACCUAUAUCAUAACAGCCAACUUAACUGCAACUUUCAGGAAGUAUAGACGUGUUUGAAGAAGAAAUUCAGCACUAUAACGUUUGAAUUUUCUUGGAAUUUCCAAAUUUCGUCGUUGUUCUCUUUCUUGAAAGGCUCGGCUUUUUUUUUUCACUUCCAUUUAAUUGAUAUAUCUUAGGUUACUAUUUAAAACACGUUUAGCUUGAUUCUUUUUUUUGAAGAAGAAGAAUUUAGGCUUUUUCUUUCUGUACGCGGUUUUUCUAAUCCCUUGUACGUUUGUAAGGAAUUCGCAGAAGUACUAUAACUGUUUUACCAGGUCUGCUGAAGUAAAAAUCAAAAGAUUUGGUAAUCGAUGUUCUUCUUGUUUUGAAAAGCCUUUUUCUUUUUAUUGUUUGAAAAGUUUCGAGGGUUUCAUUUCAUCGCUUUUUUCACCUUACCUUUUUUUCUAACCUCGGCCAUUUUUAACAAGAAAUUGUUCUCAUCUGUCUCGUGCGAGCAGAAAGUUAUCUACGAUCUUAAUUAUUUUGAAGUUCAUAUAUCAUCCCUUGCAAUACGUGGCCCGGCAAACUGGUCUUUGUCUUUCUUUCGUCACAUCCUUUUUUUGACUUAACCAAGUAUUAAAAUACUGUCAGAAGCUGUGAAGAAAUCAAGGUUUUCUUAUAGAAGUCUUUGUUUUUAGAAAAAAAAGUCCUUUUUUCUAUUCGUUUUCUCUAAAUAUUUGUUUAUGAUCGCAAAAAACUAGAAGCUUCCCAUCUUUUUGAUCGUUCCGGUUAUAUUUUUUUCCUUUGUUGUAUUUUUUGUACCCAUAUUGGUAUCCUUUUCCUUUGAUUUGAAUUGGUCAUUUUAGUGGGUCCUUAAUUUUUGUGUUUUAUAAUUCUUUCUUAUGACUUCUUCUCCCGAUCAACCAAGUCAGCACCCCGACGAGGGUUCAGACCAUAAUGUUGACGCUUCGUCACGACCACAGCAAUACCUUCAAAUUCCUAACUCAAAACCGAAACGCGGGAACAGCUCGAAAAGUAACAAUACAGCUACCUCUCGUGUUCCUAGUUCUUCGGAUACCGCCAGACCGUCUUCCAGCCGUGAUGAUUCUAGUAUGUAUGAAAGUUCUGAUGAUGAUAAAAAAGACGACCCUCCGCCAGAUUACACUAGUAACGUUUCCGUCCAUUCCCAGAAUAAUCCAUCUGAUGAUGAGCAUUCAUCUAACACUUCGGAUGUUUCCGUAAGUCAGUUAUUACACAGUGAGUAUGAAGAAGCUCCGUUUGCUUUUCCUAUACCUCUUUUACAAAAGUUUGUAGACCCAAAAAGCACAGCCCCUUUGCACGCUGUUCAUGGUCUUCCUGGUUUGUUUAAGGGAUUUCGAGUUGAUCCUCACAAUGGUAUAUCUACUUCCGAAGUUCACUACUCCGAUAAACUUUCUAUGCGGGAUAUCUUGGAAACCGAUAUGGAUCCUAUGAUGGAUCUCCACCUUGAGACAACAAGUUCCCCCGAUAAUCAUGGAUCUUCUGAAUUACCAGAUAACUGUGAUCGUAUUCAAUAUUACGGUGCUAAUAAAUUACCUGAACAUGAUUCCAAAGGCUUGAUUCGUUUAAUGUUGGAAGCCUUCAAAGAUAAGGUUUUAAUUUUACUUUCUAUUGCCGCCGUCAUUUCUUUAGCUCUUGGCUUAUACCAGACUUUUGGUCAACCUCCGAGUGUCGAUCCUAUUACUGGAAAACCAGAACCGCGGGUUGAAUGGGUCGAAGGUGUUGCUAUUAUAGUUGCUAUCGUCAUUGUUGUUACUGUUGGAGGUGUUAAUGAUUGGCAAAAGGAAUUGCAAUUUAAAAAACUCAAUGCAAAAGUAGCAAAUUUUGACGUUCAAGUACUAAGAGAUGGUUCGGUUCAGUCGAUAUCUGUUUUCAAAAUAUUAGCCGGAGAUAUUCUUUUUGUUGAAGCAGGUCAUGUGGUUCCUGUUGAUGGUGUAUUAAUUGAAUCGAACAAUUUGGUUCUUGAUGAAUCUGCUAUGACUGGUGAAACAGAUGCUACAAAAAAAGUGGAUGCAAACAUGGCUUUAUCCAGAACAAAACCCGAUACUGAUUACGAUAAAAAGGCAGAUCCAUAUCUUAUUUCAGGGACUACUGUCUUGGAAGGAAACGGUAAAUUGUUCGUUACUGCUGUGGGUGUUAAUUCUUUUAAUGGCCGCACCAGUAUGGCUAUGCGUACGGAGGGACAGGUGACGCCUUUACAGCUUCGUCUUUCCCGAGUUGCCGAUGCGAUUGCUAAACUUGGUGGUGCUGCUUCGCUCUUAUUAUUUAUUAUUCUUUUAAUUGAAUUUUUGGCUCGUUUAAAAUCAAACUCGAACUCAUCCAAAACCAAAGGCCAGGAGUUUUUGCAAAUCCUAAUUGUUUCGGUUACUCUUUUGGUUGUUGCUGUACCAGAAGGUCUUCCUUUGGCUGUCACCCUGGCGUUAGCAUUCGCAACAAAUCGUAUGCAACGUGACAACAACUUGGUUCGGCAUUUACAGGCUUGUGAAACGAUGGGAACCGCUACUAAUAUUUGCUCUGACAAAACUGGAACACUCACUCAAAAUCGAAUGACAGUCGUCGCUGGUGGUUAUGGUACAGAUUUGGUUUUUUUCAAUUCAAAUGAGGAAACACCAUCUAAUAUGGACAAAAAUUCUGACAAAUCAAAAUUUGAAGAGGCUGAAUCUAGUGCAUAUGCUAUCAAACGACUCUCUCCAGAAUUGAAAGAAGUCAUGUUGUAUAGUAUCGCAAUUAACUCUACUUGCCGACAAAUAUUAAGUCACGAUUCCGAGAAGCCUGAAUUUAUUGGGUCAAAAACGGAAACAGCGCUACUAGAUAUGGCUGUGAAUGACUUUGAGCUUAAAGACGUGGAUAAAAUGCGUAACAAAACUGAAAUCAUUCAGUUUUUCUCGUUUUCUUCGGAUCGAAAGGCUUCCGGUGUUAUCUACAAGCAUGAAGGUGAAUACUUAUUCGUUGUUAAAGGUAUGCCUGAAAAAAUAUUGCAACAGUCUGCGAAAGUGAUUAAUGGAACGUCGCUCGACCAGGUUCAAGAGAUGGAUCCUAAGAGAGACUAUUUUCAGCAAAUGAUUACAGGCUAUGCCAAAAGAUCGCUGCGUACUUUGGGAUUUUGUUAUCGCAAGUUCUCAUCUUGGCCUCCUGAAGGAAUUAAGAUGAAUGAAGAAGACAGUCAUAAUCCAUUCAAAUGGGAAGACGUCUUUCAAGACAUGACGUUCUUGUCGUUUUUUGGUAUCAUGGAUCCCCUCCGUCCCGAUAUCCCAAUCGCUGUCAAAGUAUGUCAAGGUGCUGGUGUAGUAGUUCGGAUGGUCACUGGUGAUAAUAUUAUUACGGCAAGGUCUAUCGCAAGUCAAUGUGGUAUCCUUACUGAAGAUGGUACCUCAAUGGAAGGUCCUGAAUUUAGAUCUCUUUCGGAUGAACGCCGUUUAGAGAUAUUACCUAAGUUGGAAGUUUUAGCUCGUUCUUCGCCUCUCGAUAAACAAUUACUCAUUGAAGGACUUCAAAAACUAGGCAAUGUUGUAGCAGUAACUGGUGACGGUACAAAUGAUGCACCAGCCUUAAAGAAAGCUAAUGUUGGAUUUUCAAUGGGCCGAUCUGGUACUGAAGUGGCCAAGGAGGCUUCUGAUAUUAUUUUGAUGGAUGAUAACUUUUCGUCCAUUGUUAGAGCCAUUGCAUGGGGUCGUACCGUGAAUGAUGCAGUCAAAAAGUUUUUGCAGUUCCAAAUCACGGUGAAUAUCACUGCGGUUUUCCUUACUAUUAUAUCUGCUGUUGCUGCUUCGGAUCAGGCUUCCGUGCUUACUGCUGUGCAGCUUUUAUGGGUCAACUUAAUUAUGGAUACCUUGGCAGCUUUAGCAUUAGCAACUGAUCCUCCAAUGCCGGAGGUUUUGGGCAGGUCACCUGAAGAUCCCAACGCAUCUCUAUUUAGUUUUAAUAUGUGGAAAAUGAUUAUCGGUCAGUCGAUAUACCAGUUGGCAGUAACUUUGGUGUUACAUUUUGCUGGCAAUCAGAUCUUCCACUACUCUAAUCGAACGAAUGAUAUGAAAACAAUUGUGUUCAAUACCUUUGUGUGGCUUCAAUUAUUUAAUGAAUUGAACAACAGAAGACUCGACAAUAAGCUUAACAUAUUUGAACGAAUUACUCAUAACUAUCUAUUCGUCGGUAUCUUCUUGGUUGUUGCAGCUAUUCAGGUAAUUAUUAUAUUUUUCGGAGGAGCUGCUUUUUCGGUUACGAGAAUUGAUGGUAAAGGUUGGGCAAUUUCUAUUGUUUUUGGUGUCAUCUGCAUUCCAUUAGGUGCUGUUAUUCGAUGCAUUCCAAAUGACUUUUUAAGGAAAGUCCUUCCUCUUCGGAUGAUUGAGAAGGCGCUCUCUUGGGUCAUGCAUCCAAGAUUCCGCCCGAAGGGUAGUCAUGAUAAUAACGAUUUGGAAACUAACAGACUUAUUCCAUUUGAACCAUCUUCGCCGACAGAAGUCAUUGAUUCAAUUCGAGAUUCCUUAUCCUUUGUGAAAAAGAUUCGUGGGGGCCGUAUAAGGCAUUUGCUGGGCUCAAAGUUCAACAAGCAAAUGAAUGCUUUACCUGAAAGAGUCCGCCCCCGCGUGAAGAGAAGAUUUUUUGAAAUGCGUAGUCCGUCCGUGGCUUCAAAUACGAGCGUUGCUCUCAUGGUUCCGAUUUCAACAUUGUUCAGUGAAGCCAGUGGUAGGCUGGGUGGUCAGGAUAUAUGGAUCAACAAUGAACAACAGAAUUACGGCAAACCAUCAAAAUAACUCAAAUUAACUCCCUUGCUACCUUCUAAUUGUUUGUUUUCUUUUUGCUUCUCACUAAGGGAAACUGUUUUAAUGUUGUAUGUCGAGCUUUUUAAAUUAUUAAUAGUUAGUUGCGUUAUGCGACAUUUCUCUUUUAUUUGAUUGUUCAGUUAGUCUAGUAAGAAAAAUAUAAUUAAGUACCCUAAAUAAAAGUUCUAUAUUUAUUUACAUUGUCUA